CGAACAUUUUGAAUAGACGGGCUAGGCAACUGGCUGGCUAAACAACCCGGGUGAAUCUCAAAUCCUCCGAUAUUACUCACCCUUAUGCAGAGCCUUUCACCUCGAUGCUGACCACACUGCGAUCAAUUUGGUCUCCGCUAGAUGCUGUGUUUAUCUGUCUCUACAACCUUCUGCCUAGCUGGAAACCUGGCACAUUUGUUAUCGAAGAAAUGGAAUCAUCUUCGUCUUUGAGCCCCAAGGAUGCUAUCCCAGCUGCUGCAUAUGAAAUUCCCGAUCACCCUCCAAACGUCGAAGUGAGAAUUGUUCGUCCGUAUUAUCCUCCUGGCGUGUCCCAGAUCAUUGGCCGCAGUGGUCGACAUUUUAUCGGCCUGCUCAAUGAAUCAACCGUUCUCAAGUACCCAUACAUACCUGGCGAUCGUGUAGGUAUCGAGGUAGAGGCGGAGCUUCUCAAUCUCGUCGGCAGCCACCCACGGAUCAUCGCCUCGAAAGGUCUCAAUGAGCAUGGCCUAGUCCUACAGUAUGCAAGGAACGGCAACGUCUGCGAUCGCUUCACAACGGGUCAUGAUAUUUCCUUCGACCAAAAGCUCCGCUGGUGUAAACAAGCUGCGGAAGCCGUCAAAUACAUACACCAGAAAAGAGUUAUCCACUGUGACAUCAAUGUUCGCAAUUUGCUACUGGACGAUAACCUUGACGUCUUACUCGCAGACUUCCAGGGCGUGUUGAAGUCCGAGAAUGGCGAAAAAUUGCUGGACGGGGAGUCGAGAGAACAUUCUAAAGCAUACAUGCCUCGCGUUCACGGUGAUAUUGCCAAUGCCAAGACGGAUAUCUUUGCACUGGGAUCUCUAUUUUACCAUAUCAUGAUGGGACAUGAACCGUUUCCGGAAUUGAAUGAUUGGGAGCAUGAUGAGGAGAUUGAAGAACGUUACAAAAAUGGCCAAUUUUCUACUGAUAGCCAUGCAUGCUCUCAUAUUACAGAUAAGUGUUGGAGGCAGUUGUACGAGUCUGCUGAUGAGAUAAUCUUUGACCUUUCUCAGAUUCAGGCGGCAAAGGAUGCUGGUACGGAAUACUAAG
Molecule: messenger RNA, 1071 nt
Organism: Aspergillus costaricaensis CBS 115574
Lineage: Eukaryota; Fungi; Ascomycota; Eurotiomycetes; Eurotiales; Aspergillaceae
Product: kinase-like protein
Exons: 2
Coding region: 105-1070 (321 amino acids)
Biological process (GO): protein phosphorylation
Molecular function (GO): protein kinase activity; ATP binding
Source: RefSeq, a predicted model, not a curated record